AUGACGGCAGCAGCGUCGGUUUCUGCUGCUGCUGCUGCAGCUCCACCUGUGUCUUCUUGCAUGUCCUUUCUGCAAACAGAAGAAGACAAGCUUCCAGCUGCUGCUGCUGCUGCUGCAUUUCCUGCUGCUGCUGCUGCUGCUGCUGCUGAAGCAAGCAGCAGCAACCAACCCCUAGUAAUCCAAUUCCAAACCCUCCAGGGCCCUUCAGAAGGCCUUAACAGCGUAACAGCUCUUGCCUGCUGCCAGGGGGCCCCCUGGGGGCCCCCUCAGGGGCCCCCCGAGGAGCCCCUCCAGGGGGCCCCCCAGGGGGCCUCUCAGGGGCCCCCCGAGGGGGGCCCCCAGGGGGGCCCCCAGGGGGGCCCCCAGGGGGGCCCCUGGGGGCCCCAAAUUUGCUCAGCAACAGCUGACCGUACCCUAAGGCUGCUUGGGGGGCCCCCAGGAACUGAAGAAGCAUUUGUAGCAAGAGUAGCAGAUAAGGGGGGCCCCCUACCCCUGAUCACCGGCGUGGCGUUUAGCGGGGACGGCUGUUUGCUGGCGGUGAGCCAGAGCGACGGAGUGGCAUUUGUGUAUUUGCUGCGGGAGAGUUUGGAAAAAGAAACAAAAAAAGUGGCAAAAGAAUUCGAAAAAGAGUCCAAAAAAGGGGAAAAAAGAGGAGAAGAAGCAGCAGCAGCAGCGGGGGAGGAGGGGGGCCCCCCGGGGGGCCCCCCGGGGGGCCCCCCGGGCCAAAAAAGCGGAAAAAAAGAGACCCCAAAGUACCCUGGGGGGGCCCCCCAAACGCGGGGGGGGGCCCCCCGCGUUUGCUGCAGACUGCCCUUGGGGGCCCCCCCCACUUGCCUUUGUUGGGCCCCGAAGAAAAACUCUUUUCUUUUUUUGGGACUUUUAAAUGGCCAAGUUGCUGCUGCUGCUGCCCGCAGCAACAAGUUGGGGCUGCUGCAUGCAGCAGCGAGCCCCGUGACGAGCAUUGCAUGCACAGAAGACGGGGCUGUUGUUCUUUCUGGCCACCGCUGCGGCUUAAUACUUCUUUGCUGCCUCCAAAGAGACACCAAAGCCCCAGCCCCGCGCACGUUGGCCAGCUCGUCUACCAACCCAGCCCCGAAGACCCCUGGUCGCUGCUGCACGAACAAAAGCAAGACAUCCUCUUGCUGCUGCUGCUGCUGCCCAGCAGCAGCAGCAGCAGCAGCAGCAGCAGCAGCAGCAGCAGCAGCAGCAGCAGCAGCAGCAGCAGCAGCAGAAUCACAGCAGCAGCAGCAGCAGCAGCAGCAGCAGCAGCAGCAGCAGCAGCAGCAGCAGCAGCAGCAGCAGCAAAUGGCGCUUUUAGAGACAGAAGAUUGCAAAAUAGCUGUGGGGGUAAAAUCAAAAAAAGUUUAUAAAGUGCCUAAAGAGGUUAGCCAGCAGCUGCGGGUAAUAAAUGAAUUCAAAGGCACUUGUCUCCUCUACGAGGUCGCUGAUGCAGCAGGGGACAGGAGAUAUAUACAUAUUCUUCACGAAGACAAAGAAGAGACUCUUCGCCUCCUUACGGCCUCUCCACCUUCCCCAGAUUUAAUCUCAACUCGAAAAACUGAAGUCCGUCACACUCUAGGGUUUGCUCUCAGGGAAGUAAUAGACGCAAAGACAGGAGAAAUAAAAGCAAGUGUAGAGACACCCUUUCCAGUCAAGUGGCUCGCCCUCACCGAAAGAGUCCUCCUCUUCCUCCUUGCCUGUGGGGAGCUGUACCUUCUCCCUUUUGCUGCAGCAGCAGAUCAGCAGCAGCAGCAGCAGCAGCAGCAGCAACAGCAGCAGCAGCAGCCGCUGCUGCUGCUCAGUUGCUGCAGCAAAGCGGAGCUUCUCAAAGAUGAAUAUGUUCUUGUUGCUCAAACCGGCGACCGUACAAUCUGCAUUUGGUACAACAUCGAGGACUUUCGGCGAGUGGAGUUGCUGGGAGUUGAGGGUUUGCUUUUGGGAUUUGUUUUUGAAGUUGAAAAAGAAAAAAAGAAAAAAACGGAAAAGUGGAAAGCUGCAGAUACACCCCGGGCCCCCACAGUAGCUGCGCUGCUGCUGCUGCUGCAGCAGCAAGAAGUGGCAGCAGCAGCAGCAGCAAGUCUGUGGCAGCGCCUCAGAGACUCAAUUUUGGACUUUGAACUUUUUAAACCCUUUAAGUCAACUUGGGGGGCCCCCCUUGAAGGGGGGGGCCCCCCUGAGGGUUUGUGGGGCCUGCAGCAGCGACUUGCUGCUGCUGCUGUUGCUGCAGCAGCAGCAGGAGAUGCAGCAACAGCAAAGUUCAUUUGGAAAAUAAACAAAAGACAAAACUGCAGCAACAAAGAAACCCAGGAAACAGAUAAAGCCUUCCUCAUGCUGAAAGCCGGGUCAGAACUCGGCGCCCCAUACCUAGGCGCUGCUGCACUAAAGGGACAAUUCGCAGCAGCAGAGGCGCUGCUGCUGCAGCAAGGAGCAGCAGCAGCAGCAGUAGAGAUGCACAGGCAAUUAUACAGGUAG
Messenger RNA from Eimeria necatrix, 2472 nucleotides. RefSeq lists its product as hypothetical. The transcript is spliced from 11 exons. Gene Ontology annotation, cellular component: ciliary basal body; intraciliary transport particle B; axoneme. The record is from RefSeq and is a predicted model, not a curated record. Gene Ontology annotation, biological process: intraciliary transport. Lineage: Eukaryota; Apicomplexa; Conoidasida; Eucoccidiorida; Eimeriidae. Bases 1 to 2472 code for a protein of 823 amino acids. Gene Ontology annotation, molecular function: protein binding.